Messenger RNA from Cylicostephanus goldi, 714 nucleotides. The record is from the annotation of a GenBank genome assembly. NCBI's taxonomy places the organism in Eukaryota, Metazoa, Nematoda, Chromadorea, Rhabditida, Strongylidae.
AUGUUUAAGUUCCUCAACUUGAUGGCAAGGAUGAACUCGUGCAAAAUGGUGGAUCAUGAAACACUGGAAGAAUUCAAGCGACUAUGCGAGAAUUUUGAGCAUGCUAGUCGUAUCCGAAAUCAAGUUGCUAAAAAAGAGUCAACAUCUUCGUCAUCUUCUGCGAAACCAAAGCGUCUAAGCCGAUCGCGAUCUUCAUCGUGUAUAAGCCCAUCAGUAGUGAUAACGUCGGAACAAGAGAAACGCACUCGUGCAAACCGCGCACGAAUUCAUCGAUUUGGGAAUGUAAAAAAUCCCAUCGAUGUGAUCGAUACUGAGGACUCGGAAGAGGAAGAAAGUAUUGCCGAUACGUCGUAUCAUCCUAACUUCGAACAUCAUACUCACCAUGCUGAAAAGAGAAAGACAAGACUUAGCGUAGUCACCGAUUUGUCGCCUAUCCCUGAUCUCACACACAUUCAACAUGACAGCACUGGCGAAGGCCCGAUGUCUCCACGAAGUCGACGACAGUCCAGGCUACAUCACCCUCCUGCUCCCAUCUUCCCUGAAGAAAAAGAGAACAUAUGCAACGAAACUUUCCUGGUGGAUUCCGGUACUUCGAGCACUACAGGCCAUCCAGAUGCAGGGGAUUGUGCUCCUGAUGAUCCAAAUCCGCUGCGAAAUGCGACUCUUGUGUCUGGACUUGUUCCUGAUCUCGAUGCCGAUCUUGGCCCACUGUAG